Messenger RNA from Leishmania mexicana MHOM/GT/2001/U1103, 1104 nucleotides. RefSeq lists its product as hypothetical. NCBI's taxonomy places the organism in Eukaryota, Euglenozoa, Kinetoplastea, Trypanosomatida, Trypanosomatidae. Bases 1 to 1104 code for a protein of 367 amino acids. The record is from RefSeq and is a predicted model, not a curated record. Gene Ontology annotation, molecular function: metal ion binding. The transcript has a single exon.
AUGCAGGAUCAUAUGUUUGCGAAGUCCGGCGUCUCCGGGAACGGUGCGGGGCUCGGACAGAACUACUACACACGUGACCUCAUUACUGAAGUUCCAACGAUCAUUCAGAUUGUCCCGGUCUCUUCUGAGACACUGGCCAUGCAGCGCGGUCCGCCAAAAGGAAACUCGGACACGUUCAAGAUCUCCUUGGAUGACGUGGAGCCGACUGCUGGCUGGCUUAGCGAUCGCAACAACUCCUCGCUCGACAUUUGCUUCAUGCACAGCUUCGGCAAGUGCUACGGCAAAAUUCGCGAAAAAGACCCCCGAACCUGUCACCAGAUUCACGUGAAACGUGAAGUGCUUGACAACCUGCGCAAGUACUACACGAACCCGCAGCGCAAUUAUUUCUGCCGCACCAUGAAGGCAAACGUGACGGAGAAGUUUGCGCAGGUACUGUCACUCCUGGCGCGGCGCCGGAUUGCCCUGCAAUACCUUGAGUUCCGCACGGAAGACAUCGAGGUGACUGCCGGUAGCACUGAGUACGAGGUGCAGUACCGUCUCUGGCUCGUCAGCGACGUGGAGCCGCAGCGCAAGAACAGGGCCAAGGCGGCGAACGUUUUGACGGACAACUUCAUUUCCUCCUCCAACCUCUGCUGGGACUUCGCGCUUACCGGACGGUGCUGCAGAGGUGCCUCUUGCCCCGAUCUCCAUGGCCACGUGGCCAAGGCACUUACAAAGGACCGUUUCGUGAAGGCGGCGCUGGCCGAAAUGGGGAAGAAGGAUUCCUUGGUGCCAGCGACGGAGACUGCGCAGCCAGGGAAGACACCCAGGGCAUGCCAGCCGUCACCUAGUGUUCCCCAGCAGUUUCCACCGCCACCACCUAUGCCGCAGCAAUGUGCGCCUUUCAUUGUCUCGUCACCGGGCCCGCCGCCGUACUGCUUUUCGCCUCUUCCACCUGCGUCCGAGAUGCCCGCGUCGUCGCCGAACCCGACCCUCGCCGCAUUCCCGCUCGACAUGUCGUCUUUGCAAGGAACGCCGUGCUUCCUUGUGAGUGAAGGCAGCGACAACGUCUUUCGUCUCAUCACGCAGACACAGUUUGCGCCAUUCGGCAGCGAUGCAGCUUAG